Pipistrellus kuhlii (Kuhl's pipistrelle) is the source of this 3492-nucleotide messenger RNA. RefSeq names its product signal-induced proliferation-associated 1 (gene SIPA1). Gene Ontology annotation, biological process: regulation of small GTPase mediated signal transduction; activation of GTPase activity; establishment of epithelial cell polarity. Gene Ontology annotation, molecular function: GTPase activator activity; protein binding. The record is from RefSeq and is a predicted model, not a curated record. NCBI's taxonomy places the organism in Eukaryota, Metazoa, Chordata, Mammalia, Chiroptera, Vespertilionidae. Gene Ontology annotation, cellular component: cytoplasm; plasma membrane; Golgi apparatus. The transcript is spliced from 16 exons. The coding region runs from base 176 to 3265 and encodes 1029 amino acids.
CCAGGCGGAGCCGGCGCCCGGAGCGGUGGCCGGAGAGCCGGCAGCGGGACACCGGCGCGGGAGGCGGCCCAGGCGGGAGCCCAGAGGGCAGACACCGGCCGGCGGGACCAGCGCCCAGCAGCGCCGCGCCCCCCAUGUGGCCGGGCCCCGGCAGCGCCAGGCCCGCUGCUCGCCCAUGUGGGCCGGCGGCGCUGGGAGCCCGAGGCGGGGCGCGGCCCCCGCGCCCACCGACGACCUCUUCGCCCGGAAGCUGCGGCAGCCGGCGCGGCCCCCGCUGACCCCGCACACCUUCGAGCCCCGGCCGGCCGCGGCCCGGGGCCCACUCCUGCGCAGCGGCAGCGACGCGGGCGAGGCCCGGCCCCCCACGCCCGCCAGCCCCCGCGCCCGCGCCCACAGCCACGAGGAGGCCGGCCGCCCCGCCGGGGCGCCCCCCCGCCUCUUCUCCGACCCCCUGGCCCUGCUGGGGCUGCCGGCCGAGGAGCCGGAGCCCGCCUUCCCGCCGGUGCCCGAGCCCCGCUGGUUCGCCCACUAUGACGUGCAGAGCCUGCUCUUCGACUGGGCGCCGAGGCCCCGGGGGGCGGCGGGCCACCCCGAGCCCGGCCCCGGGCCCCCGGCCCCGGCCGCCCGCUCGGACCUGCUGCUGGAGGCGCCCGGCUUCGUGAGCGAGCUGGGCGGCGAGGGCGAGCCGGGCCUGGGCGGGCCCGUGCCCCCGCCCCUGCCCCCCGCGCUGCCCAACGCGGCCGUGUCGGUGCUGGAGGAGCCGCAGAACCGAACCUCGGCCUACAGCCUGGAGCACGCCGACCUGGGCGCCGGCUACUACCGCAAGUACUUCUACAACAAAGAACACCAGAACUUCUUCGGGCUGGACGAGGCUCUGGGCCCGGUGGCCGUGAGCCUGCGGCGGGAGGAGAAGGAGGGCAGCGGAGGGGGCACUCUGCACAGCUACCGGAUCAUCGUGCGGACCACGCAGCUCCGGACCCUCCGGGGCACCAUCUCGGAGGAGGUGCUGCCCCCGGGGCCCCCCAGGGGCCUGUCUCCGCGGAAGCUUCUGGAGCACGUGGCGCCCAAGCUGAGCCUCUCCUGCCUGCGCCUGGGCUCCGCCUCGCCGAAGGUGCCGCGCACCCUGCUCACGCUGGACGAGCAGGUGCUGAGCUUCCAGCGCAAGGUGGGCAUCCUGUACUGCCGGGCGGGCCAGGGCUCGGAAGAGGAGAUGUACAACAACCAGGAGGCAGGACCCGCCUUCAUGCAGUUCCUCACGCUGCUGGGCGACGUGGUGCGGCUCAAAGGCUUUGAGAGCUACCGGGCCCAGCUGGACACCAAAACCGACUCCACCGGCACGCACUCACUCUACACGGUGUACCAGGACCACGAGAUCAUGUUCCACGUGUCCACAAUGCUGCCUUACACCCCCAACAACCAGCAGCAGCUCCUGCGCAAGCGCCACAUCGGCAACAAUAUCGUGACCAUCGUGUUCCAGGAGCCGGGCAGCAAGGCCUUCUGCCCCAGCACCAUCCGCUCGCACUUCCAGCACGUGUUCCUGGUGGUGCGGGCCCAGGCGCCCUGCACCCCGCACACGUCCUACAGGGUGGCCGUGAGCCGCACCCAGGACACCCCAGCCUUUGGUCCGGUUCUGCCCCUAGGUGGAGGCCCCUUCGCGGCCGACGCCGACUUCCGGGCCUUCCUGCUGGCCAAGGCGCUCAACGGCGAGCAGGCGGCGGGCCACGCGCGCCAGUUCCACACCAUGGCCACGCGCACGCGCCAGCAGUACCUGCAGGACCUGGCGGCCAACGAGGUGACCACCACGUCGCUGGACGCGGCGUCGCGCUUCGGGCUGCCGUCGCUGGGCGUGCGGCGGCGGGCGGCGCCGCGGGGCGCGGGCGCCGAGCUGCAGGCGGCGGGCGCGCUGGUGUGGGGCGUGCGCGCGGCGCCCGGGGCCCGGGGCGCGGCGGGGGCCCUGGCGGGCAGCCCGGACCCCGAGCCGCCCGAGGUGCCCUGCCUGCUGGGCGUGUCCGCCGAGGCGCUGGUGCUCGUGGCGCCCCGCGACGGCCGCGUGGUCUUCAACUGCGCCUGCCGCGACGUGCUGGCCUGGACCUUCUCCGAGCGGCAGCUCGACCUGUACCACGGCCGCGGGGAGGCCAUCGCCCUGCGCUUCGACGGCCCCCCCGGGCAGGCCGUGGGCGAGGUGGUGGCGCGGCUGCAGCUGGUGAGCCGCGGCUGCGAGACCCGCGAGCUGGCGCUGCCCCGCGACGGCCAGGGCCGCCUGGGCUUCGAGGCGGACGCCGAGGGCUUCGUCACGCACGUGGAGCGCUUCACGUUCGCCGAGACGGCGGGGCUGCGGCCCGGGGCGCGCCUGCUGCGCGUGUGCGGCCAGACGCUGCCCGCCCUGGGCCCCGCGGCCGCCGCCCGCCUGCUGCGCUCCGCGCCCAAGGUCUGCGUCACCGUCCUGCCGCCCGACGACGGCGGCCGGCCCCGCAGGAGCUUCUCGGAGCUGUACAGGCUGUCCCUGCAGGAGCCCAGCAGGCGUGGGGCCCCGGAGCCAGUGCAGGAGGAGGCCCCCGAAGUGGGCCUGAUGCCCACCACGCAGCAGCUGCUGCACGUGUGCCUGAGUGAUGGCGGCAGCGGCCCUCCGGGGCCCGGAGACCUAGCAGAGGAGAGGACCGAGUUCCUGCACAGCCAGAGCUCGCCGUCGCCCUGCAGCUCCCUGUCAGAUGAGGCCCCGGUCCUGCCCAACACCACCCCAGACCUCCUGCUGGCCACCAAGGCCAAGCCGGCGCCUCCCGGUGCCGGCAGGGAGACGCCCCCCGCCCAGGACGGGCCGGCCGGCCCCAGCGGCGAGGAGGACAGAGGUGACCCGGCCCCAGAGAUGAGGGCCUCCUUCCUGCCACGAACCUUGUCUCUCCGAAACUCCAUCAGCAAAAUCAUGUCCGAGGCGGGCGCAGAGACCCUGGAGGACGAGUGGCAGUCCAUCUCAGAAAUCGCCUCCACUUGCAACACCAUCCUGGAGUCGCUGUCCCGGGAGGGACAGCCCAUCCCGGAGAGUGGAGAAGCCAGAGGAACCCCAAAACCUGAUGCUGAGCCAGAACCCAGGAGCCUGUCGGAGAAGGUCUCUCACCUGGAGUCGCUGCUCAGGACGCUGCAGGAGGACCUGCAGAAGGAGAAGGCGGACCGAGCGGCUCUGGAGGAGGAGGUCCGCAGCCUGCGGAACAACAACCGCCUGCUCCUGGCCUCCAAGCACCGGGGCUCGCCCGCCACGGACCUGGCCUGAGCCGCGGGGCCAGCCUCCGCCUGGCUGCGGGCCUGCUCGGACUGCCCAGUCCUCAGGGCUCGGGGUCACACGGCCCCGGGCCCCCUCAGGAACUCGCCCUGCGCACGGGCGUGACUUAGCACUGCCCCCACUCCCCAGCCCACUCCCGGUGGCCAAGUUGCCCUCCCCGUUCCUGUUUGUAAAUAUUCUGUGAGAAAGGGACUGCAGGGAUUAAAGAAGCCACUGCA